Molecule: messenger RNA, 317 nt
Organism: Ylistrum balloti
Lineage: Eukaryota; Metazoa; Mollusca; Bivalvia; Pectinida; Pectinidae
Exons: 3
Source: RefSeq, a predicted model, not a curated record
AUACUGUCCAGUCGUUGUCUUUUCCUCCUCUACUUGAACAAAACCUUUACGCAUUUAUACCUGAGGACCUCGCAAACGGAUCCCUCAUUAGAAGUUUUAAUGUCACCGACUCAGACCAUGACAACAUUAGCCUCGGUAUAUUUGAUGAGUCCACCAGAUCAACUGUUUAUCUGAACGAGACCAACCAUAGACCAGGGUUUGUAACAGGAAAUGUCUACCUCAUCAAUCCUGAAAAUAUCGACUUUGACAGGGGACAAAGUCAACUGAGACUAGCAUUUACAGCAAAUGAUGGACUUAACACGGUACUGUAUGCAUGA